This is a messenger RNA of Pyricularia oryzae 70-15, 1347 nucleotides long. Its product is annotated as exoglucanase 1. The record is from RefSeq and is a predicted model, not a curated record. Gene Ontology annotation, molecular function: hydrolase activity, hydrolyzing O-glycosyl compounds. The transcript is spliced from 7 exons. Gene Ontology annotation, biological process: carbohydrate metabolic process. NCBI's taxonomy places the organism in Eukaryota, Fungi, Ascomycota, Sordariomycetes, Magnaporthales, Pyriculariaceae. Bases 1 to 1347 code for a protein of 448 amino acids.
AUGCAGCUCACCAAAGCAGGCGUCUUCCUGGGGGCGCUGAUGGGCGGGGCGGCGGCGCAGCAGGUGGGCACGCAGACGGCCGAGAACCACCCCAAGAUGACGUGGAAAAAGUGCACGGGCAAGGCGUCGUGCACGACGGUCAACGGCGAGGUGGUCAUCGACGCCAACUGGCGCUGGCUGCACGACGCCAGCAGCAAGAACUGCUACGACGGCAACAGGUGGACCGACUCGUGCCGGACGGCGUCCGACUGCGCCGCAAAGUGCUCGCUCGAGGGCGCGGACUACGCCAAGACGUACGGCGCCUCCACCAGCGGCGACGCGCUGUCGCUCAAGUUCGUCACCAGGCACGACUACGGCACAAACAUUGGCAGUCGCUUCUACCUCAUGAACGGAGCUUCCAAGUAUCAAAUGUUCAGCCUGCUCGGCAACGAGUUUGCCUUUGACGUGGAUCUUUCCACCAUCGAGUGCGGGCUCAACUCGGCGCUGUACUUUGUUGCCAUGGAGGAAGAUGGUGGCAUGAAGAGCUACUCGAGCAACAAGGCUGGUGCCAAGUACGGAACGGGCUACUGCGAUGCUCAGUGUGCUCGUGAUCUCAAGUUUGUUGGAGGCAAGGCAAACAUUGAAGGAUGGAAGCCGUCGUCCAACGAUGCCAACGCCGGAGUCGGUCCGUAUGGUGCCUGCUGCGCCGAGAUUGACGUUUGGGAGUCCAACGCCCACGCCUUUGCAUUCACUCCUCACCCUUGCACCGACAACAAGUACCACGUCUGCCAGGACAGCAACUGCGGUGGCACAUACUCUGACGACCGGUUCGCUGGCAAGUGCGAUGCCAACGGAUGCGACAUCAACCCCUACCGUCUGGGCAACACCGACUUUUACGGCAAGGGCAAGACGGUCGACACCUCCAAAAAGUUCACCGUCGUGACCCGCUUCGAGCGCGACGCCCUGACGCAGUUCUUUGUGCAAAACAACAAGCGCAUCGACAUGCCCAGCCCGGCGCUCGAGGGCCUCCCCGCGACGGGCGCCAUCACGGCCGAGUACUGCACCAACGUCUUCAACGUCUUUGGCGACCGCAACCGCUUCGACGAGGUCGGCGGCUGGUCGCAGCUGCAGCAGGCCCUGUCGCUGCCCAUGGUCCUCGUCAUGAGCAUCUGGGACGACCACUACUCCAACAUGCUCUGGCUCGACUCGGUCUACCCGCCCGACAAGGAGGGCUCCCCGGGCGCCGCCAGGGGUGACUGUCCCCAGGACAGCGGCGUGCCGUCCGAGGUGGAGUCGCAGAUUCCUGGCGCUACCGUCGUAUGGAGCAACAUCCGCUUCGGACCCGUCGGCUCUACCGUUAGUAAGUAA